Molecule: messenger RNA, 4920 nt
Organism: Diorhabda carinulata
Lineage: Eukaryota; Metazoa; Arthropoda; Insecta; Coleoptera; Chrysomelidae
Exons: 9
Coding region: 66-2165 (699 amino acids)
Source: RefSeq, a predicted model, not a curated record
AGAAUAUGUAAAAACAUUACCGGAGUUGGUUUAGGGUGUCCCUUUCGAAGGUCGAUCGCAUAGGAAUGUUGUGGAGAUGGCUCGUGAUAGGACUAGUUAUAGUGUGGGGUAGUGGAGGGCAAGUGAUUGAUACAAACAAUGUUGAUUUAUCUACGGUGGACGUCAAAAAGUUGUCAACUAGAACUUACGGAACAGAUCUUCUAUUGUUAGAAAAUACGUAUAGGGACCAAAGUACGUAUAAAUUCGAAGAUUUCUUUUGGACUGGCUCCGGCGAUGGUCCCGAGGACGAAUCAAAUUGGGAUUUUGAAGAAAAUCAAUCGACGAUUUACAAGACAAAAACUGUUGUCACAACCGUGUUCAUUGAAUCAUCAAAUUCGGUAAAUAAUGAGAGUUCCAAAACAAACACCACAAAAUGUUCAAUUGAUUGUACCACAUCUUCACGUGUACCUGAAAGUGAAAUAAAGCCUACUCCAACAUAUACAAAUUAUAGCGACAUUGAUAGCAGCGAAGAAGAUUUUUUCGAUGCCGAUAGACAAUUCUGGUUAUUAACAGUAUUAAAAAGUGAUGGAAAAGACCCUGUGAUUGUAGAGCUCAAAAAUAGCUUAGCUAAACUAUACAAAACCGCCUUUCAAAGACAGCAAGAGAAGCACUUAGGCAUAAGAAACGGAAGAGCUAAACGUCAAACAAAUGGAAAAUUGGUUAAUGUUUAUAUUCAUCAAGUGAAUAGAACUGAUUUGAAUACAAUAGAGGUUCUUUACCAUGUGUCUCUGGAUGGUAAACCUGUGUCUGCUGUUAUAGCCGCUAACGAUAUGCAUUUGUUAACAGACGAAGAGGUUAGGAAGGAAUUGGGUUAUCCAUUUCUAAUCAAAGCAGAGCCGUAUCUUAAGCCCAGUGAGCCACAAGGUCUUUCCGGCGCCAAAAACACUUGGAUGGUAAUUGGAAUCUCGAUAGCGGUUUUUCUGGUGUUCCUCUUGACAUUAGCUUUUAUUUUGGGCUGCUCGAAGAAAAAGAAGAGAGUAGGUACACCGACUAGUAUUGGAGUGGAAAAUAGACAGCAUAUUUUCGAAAGAGGAGUUAGCCGUGAUAAUAAAGGAUUCGUUGGAGAUGUGAAGAAACAAUCGCCUACUUAUAUCAGAUACAGCAACGAUACUACAAGAAAUGUGACGACCGGAAGCAGACCAGGAAGUUCAAUCAGUUCCGUUUCAACAAGUUCGGGAAGUUUGGAUAUUUCUCCUUUAAUGGCCAUUAAAAAACAGCGUCGAACUCCGCCGAAAAAACCACCAAGACCGAAAGCUGCUCUUAACAGAACUGCACCAAUGGGUAUCAGAAAAUUUCCUAUGGAAGUUUUCGAUUCCGAUAGUAGUAGAAAAGAUUCACCGGAUACCGAUUUCGGAGGAAAUUUCGAACCAGGUGUAGUCAGUCCAAAAUCAUAUUUAUCCAUGCCGUCAGUAAAAUCUUUUCCGAGAGGUAGUAUCCCGGAACCUCUCAAUAAAGUUUUGGAACCAGUCAGUAUACAUCAUUUAGAUAUACCUGAUGACGAUUUUAAAGAUCAGGACGACGAAAUUUAUAAAAAAUUCGGUUUGACGAGACAUGGAAGUCUCGGAGCCGUUGAAGACCCCGGUGUUAUUGGACCUAUUGUUUGGACCAUGCACAAAGAAAAAAUGAAUCACGGUGUAAGUGUGGACGAAGGAAUAAACGAUAUUAACACUUCCACUAACUUAACUAAAAUGAGGAAGAGAUUUCACGACCUCCUCGACGAUACUUUCAGUUUAUUCGGCAGUAGAAGAACAAGUCCAGUUGAACAGAAGAGAUUUGACGUUACCUCUAGAGCUACCACGGAGAUAAAGAGUCGUUCGGCAGUUGAUAGAUCAACAGAUGAUUUGAAAGCGCCUCCUCCUAAACCGCGCCCUAGAACGACCGAUCCUAGGAAAGUUGAUCAGCCUCCAACGGGCCCUAAAGGAGCUUGGUCUAGUACAGCGCCAUCUCCUUUAGUCAGACCAUUAAGUGCUGGAAUAAUUAAUCCAUAUCCAAGGGUUAACGUUGAUCAUGUAUUAGCAGAAGGGAAAUUCAGUCCCAACGAUCCCGCAUUAUCUCUAAUAGCAACUCUCAAAUCAGAAAUAGAGAGAAUUUCUCUUCCUGGUAGUACCACUGAUUUAAAUCGAUGAGAAUACCAUGAGAAUAUUUCAUCAUUAACUUGAUUCGACGUUUCUUGCUAUCUACUAUGUGUACGAGGGCGGUUUGAUGGAAGAGUGACUUUUAAAUAUGGCUACUUUUGAAACCUUCAGGAUAAUGUUCACAUAACUUUUUCUCGGUUUCUUUUAUUGGUUUUUGCGAAAGAAAAGAAACAAUCGUCUUCGUAUUUCAUAAAUAUGUAAAUAUUGGGGGGCAUUGGUCAUCAGAAACAUAGUCAUUUUUCUAUUAAAUUGUUUCCAUUUCUGGAAAAGUUGUGGAAAAUAAUGACCUUUGAAAUAUUACUUUGGAAACAAAAUACAGUGUUUAGAUAUAUGAUUUACCUGUCCAGAUUUUUAUUAUUCACAUAGGUUUUUGCAUAGUGAAGAGAAAAUCUAAAAUCUUAUUAAUAAUAUGAAUAAAAAAUAUAUUAUGAUAGUUUCGAAAUAUCUUUGUCAAAACCAAUCGCCCGUCACUGACUCGGUAUAUUAGGUGGGCUGAAUAUUUCACAAGUUUACACAAAUAUGGUACUAUUGGAAGUGAAACUAUGUUAUUUUCAGUUAGUCUUAACCUUCGAAAGGCAUAAGCAUAAUUUUGACAGUUGUCGUACUAAUACUUUGUGAGUUAUACCAUUUUGAGUGAAGCAACUUUUAUCACUUUGAAAAAAAGGAAUUUCGUAUGCUAAUGAAACAUUGCUUUUUGACAAACAAAACUAUUAAAGCCAAGGAUUGGUUUUACUCGGACUUUCUUUCGGGAUAAUCAACCGUUGAGAAGUGGUUUGAUUAGUUUAAACCAGGCGAAAUGAGAACCAAAGACGAAGCAUGCAGAGAACGUCACCGACUACCGAGACCUUAAAGAUGUCGCCAAAGGAACUUGUUGGACAUAUAAUGAGUGAUUAUUUGGGUAUGCAAAAGUAGGUGCAGCGCGAACUCACAAUCACAUCAAUUAGGUUUCGAAUUGCAUCCACCUCUUCUCCAGAUAUGGUCUCUAGCGACUUUUCCUUAUAAAAUCUCAAGAGAACACUCACUGGCGCCGAUGAAGAUGUUUUACCCGAAAUUGAAGCAUAUUUUGAGGGUGGAGACAAAUCAUACUACUAAGUCUAUCAAAAUAAAAGAUUUUUUCUAUGUCCAUCUGUUAUUUACUCUACAAUAUUACUUCUACAAGUCAUUUUUUGAUCUAAAAUUGAGUUUUUUCGAAGUAGACGUAUUCAGGAACAUCGGGAAUGUGCGAAAUAAAACUUCCAGAAUAGUUACGCGGUCUAAAAGUAUAGAAAAAUUAAGAACAGUGGUUUUUCAGUCUUUGAACGACUAUGAAUUAUUUGUGGGAAUUGAAUAUUCAUCUAAACAAAUUAACAAAGUUGUAAAAACUUAUAUUACGUGAAAAAAUUUCUAUGAACCCUUCUAACAGCGAUAUUGGAGCCUGAAAGACCUUCCUGAGUAAUCUAUACAUUUUUUGGUGUGCAAUAUAUGGAAUUGGUAGAUAUUAUCAUUCCUUGCUUUUUUAAAGAGAACAAAUAGGUAAUUAUAGUCAAUACAAAGGAUAUAUGAGUUGAAUAGGAUAACGAAGAAAGUCAAUUCUCUUACAAUUUAUAUGAAGUUAAUUUGCCAGUUUAAAAAUACAAGAAGUUUAUACUUCUUGUACAAAAUAUCUUAACUGGCGCAGUCACUGAAAUAUUUUACCAAACGUGAGUCUAGCUCCUUGAGGACAAGCUAUACCAUUCAGGGGAAAGAAUCGUAUCAAACUGUGACAAGAGACACAACCUUUUAAUUGAACAAAGUACCACAAGAUUUAAAAUUAGUACCGAUAAUAUUAUACCAAUAAAACUUAGAGCAGUAAAUAGUCUGAUAUUUUCUAAAUUUAAAUGGGGGUUCACUGGGGCAGGACAAUUGACAAUUCAUAUAACAGCCCAUUAAACUACAAGCAAUAGAUCUUCAAUCAUCAAACACUUAAGUUAAAUAAAAACAUCGAACAUUUCACUCUUACUUUGGAAUAUUCUCGAAUUUCUAUUAUUCCUAAAAUGAACUAUAAUACAGUUUAAAAUGAAGAAAAUGAAAGAAGAAAGCUUUUGACGAUGUCGUACACUGAUUAUUUUAUGGUAAUAUUGUCAAAAAUCAUGUACUUCACAUCUAUAUAAAAUUUAAUUAUGUUCUUUAUUGUUAGGAAUCACAUAUAUGAGAUUUUCUGUUUUCCAUCUUAUGAUACUUCUUAAAGUCGCCACCGUUCUAAAAAUAAUUAGAUCUGAUUUUAAAUUGAAGUUAAAUAAUGAAGGUAAAGUAUCCCGAACCUAUCAUAAAUUCAGAUUAUAUCAAUAGAAUUUCAACGCAAGAAUAUGAAACGCUGGCUUCGGACAAAUUCAUCUUAAGGGGGCCUUCAAUUUAACUCCUAUAGAUUUCUAUCUGUGGGUUUUUCUCGAAUCUAAAAUACUUGGAUUUGAGACACUAGUUCUUUGCAUUCCCAAUAAUUGUCCUAUAAUAAUCGAUACAAUUUGUUGUAAAACUAAUUAAAAGCUAAAAAUAAUUAACUGUUUUUUAUAAAAAACCAUAUGAAAUUUUCACUCUAUUGUAGUUGUUAAAAUAAUAAAAAAUUGUUUUUAUAUCAUUUUUAAUCAUAAUUUUUAUAUUGUACACAUAUUUACAUUAUUUUAUAUUAUCUGAUAAGUUUUGAUUGUUUUUUUACGAUUUAAUUUAAAGUUGAGAACAAAAAAAUAAUGCUAUCAACAUUAUUGUUGUUUAAAAUAAACAUUUCUUUAAA